ACGUGACCCUCUCGCGGGGCGGGCGGGGGCGGGGCCGGACCUCGGCGGCGGCGCUCCGGCUUCUGGAAACUUCUCGCCGACCCCCGGUACACACAGAGAGACACACACAGAGAGAGAGAGAGACAGCAAAGGGAGGGCGCGGGAGCAGAAUGGUUGUGCUACUGAACAGACUUCCUGCCGAAGACUGUCCCAAAUUCGUUCACAAGGUGAUUGAUGGCGUCUGUGGACGUGCGCUCCCUCGGUUUCGGGAUUACGGCGCUGUGUGGACCCUGACAGAGUGGAUGGAGAUCCUGGAGGGCACCACGUCAUUUCUGAAGCGCGCCGGUGGAAAGCAUUUGUCGGACGAGGAGAUUCUCCAGCUGUUGGAUGGACUGGGUUUACCCCACCAGGAAGCAGUCCUAAAAUCUUUAAAAGGAAGAAAAGAGGAGCUCCGACAGGCAAUGGUUGAGAAGACAAAUGAUGUGUCCUCUGCUCAAUUGCAGGACUUUGAUUGGCAACUAAAGUUACCUUUGUCGAGUGAUAAAAUUGCUUUUCUUCAAACACCAUUGUUAAACCUUGACCUCGAUGUCCGGGAGAACGGGAUACUGAAACCAGUUUCAAUUGAGAUGAAUAAGGAAGAGCUACAAAACUUAAUCCAUUCUCUUGAGGCAGCAAACAAGGUUGUCUUACAACUGAAAUGACUGGCCAUAAAAGUAAUCAACCAUAUAAAUCUGACCUUUCCAUGGAGAACUGGACCCAAGGAUAGUAUGCACUGCACAGAAGGAUAGUAAAUGCACCAUCAAGAUCUUGUGAAUAAGCAAAAGAAAGCUGAAUAAAAUUCACAAAACUGCCAUCUACUAUCAUACUGGAUGAAAUGCAAGAAAAUCCUGUUCUUAAAAUGUGUGGUUAAAUUUUGAAACUAAAUGUUGACGAGGUUGCUCAUGGACAGCAUUUGAUUGUAUUGUUGGUUUUGUUUAUAUAAAUGUGCCAAUGUAAUUGAAAUAUACGGUGGUAAAGUUUUUGUUUCUGUUGUUUCAUUAGUGAUCUACAGUUUAUUUUGAUACCAUUACUUCGAGAUGUGAUGAAUGACUACUUUGCUUUACACUAGAAAAUUAUGAGUUGUUUUCUGCCAUCCCUUCCUAUAUUCUAUUUAGAAAUCAUGUGAACCCCUUUUUCACACAUAAUUUUCAUAUAAAUGCAAGUUGUAGUUGUUUUAUAUAGGUCAAUGUGUGACCUAUUAUAAUGGAGCUGUUUGUUUUUAUAGGUAAAGUUGUAGACUUCCACAGGCUUUCGCUCUCUCUCCUUCCGUUACCAAACAAUACUUUAUAAAUGAAUUAUACAGCUCAACUAUUGAGAAAAAAAAUUGAGUCCAAGGCAGUUUCAUGACAUUUUAUUUUUAAAGACCGCAUUCAAAUUCUGUUGCAACAAGUUAUAGUUUAGCUUUUCUUCAGUAGUAGUACCAAUUGACAGAAUAAAGCUACUUACCAAAUGA
Messenger RNA from Callorhinchus milii (elephant shark), 1471 nucleotides. It is a transcript of the gene commd8, whose product is annotated as COMM domain containing 8. Lineage: Eukaryota; Metazoa; Chordata; Chondrichthyes; Chimaeriformes; Callorhinchidae. The transcript is spliced from 5 exons. The record is from RefSeq and is a predicted model, not a curated record. The coding region runs from base 150 to 680 and encodes 176 amino acids.